Messenger RNA from Ricinus communis (castor bean), 1443 nucleotides. Its product is annotated as protein SGT1 homolog. NCBI's taxonomy places the organism in Eukaryota, Viridiplantae, Streptophyta, Magnoliopsida, Malpighiales, Euphorbiaceae. The transcript has 9 exons. The coding region runs from base 92 to 1177 and encodes 361 amino acids. Gene Ontology annotation, molecular function: protein-folding chaperone binding. Gene Ontology annotation, cellular component: cytoplasm; nucleus. The record is from RefSeq and is a predicted model, not a curated record. Gene Ontology annotation, biological process: defense response to fungus; protein stabilization.
AUCAAGUCAAUCAAGUAGUCUCGGAAAUCAAAUAAUAGUAUCUUCAUUUUCUAUAGUUCUAGAGGUUUCUUCUCUUCUCUUUGCAUCUCCAAUGGCGUCCGAUCUCGAAAGAAAGGCCAAAGAAGCCUUUGUCGACGAUCACUUUGAGCUUGCCGCCGACCUCUUAACUCAGGCCAUUGGUCUAGACCCUAACAGCGCCGAGCUUUACGCUGACCGUGCCCAAGCCAACAUCAAACUUCGCAAUCUCACUGAGGCUGUUGCUGAUGCGAACAGAGCUAUUCAGUUGGAUCCUUCGAUGGCCAAAGCUUACUUGCGAAAAGGGACUGCGUGCAUAAGGCUUGAAGAGUAUCAGACAGCUAAGGCAGCCUUAGAGAUUGGUGCUUCUUUGGCCCCCGAAGACCCUAGAUUUACUAAUUUGAUCAAAGAGUGUGAGGAGUGCAUCGCAGAUGAGACUGAUAAUCUGCCAAAGCACGCAUCAGAAGCUCCUGAAAAUGUUGUCCCAAUGGAGGAUGUUCAGCCAGUGAAUGACCAUAUCAGCAAGGUGCCAAUAAUAACUCCAUCCAAACCAAAAUACAGGCAUGAAUUCUACCAGAAGCCUGAAGAAGUGGUUGUGACUAUAUUUGCAAAGGGCUUGCCAGCCAGCAGUGUUGCUGUCGACUUUGGUGAACAAAUACUAAGUGUCAGCAUCAACGUUCCUGGUGAAGAUGCAUACCAUUUUCAACCUCGCUUGUUUGGGAAGAUAAUACCUGCAAAAUGCAGAUAUAAUGUUUUGUCUACAAAGGUUGAAGUACACCUUGUGAAGGCUGAUCCCAUACACUGGACGUCUCUUGAAUUUAGUAACGAAAUAACAGUUCUACAAAGGGUUAAUGUGUCCUCAGGUACCGGGUCACAUAGACCUUCCUAUCCUUCCUCAAAACCAAAACGUACUGAUUGGGACAGACUCGAAGCUGAAGUGAAGAAGGAGGAGAAAGAUGAAAAAUUAGAUGGUGAUGCAGCUUUGAAUAAAUUUUUCCGGGACAUAUAUCAAGAUGCUGAUGAAGACACAAGAAGGGCAAUGAAAAAAUCUUUUGUGGAGUCAAAUGGGACUGUGCUGUCCACAAACUGGAAAGAAGUGGGUUCUAAGAAGGUGGAAGGAAGUCCUCCUGAUGGUAUGGAGAUGAGAAAAUGGGAAUAUUGAGGUCGUGGUUUAAGUAAAUCUUUGUAUUGUAUCAUUCUCUUUUGCGAUUUUGGUUCAUUGGGUGUGUUCUCUCUCUUUUUUCUUUUUUUUUUCUUUUUUUUUGUUUUAGUCCCUGUUGAUUUAGACUUUUAAAAAAACAGUUUUAGGUCGACAUUGUGUUUCUCGCGUUUCAGCAAUACAUAUGUUGUUUAGAAUGGACGAAACUGUUCUUAUGAUAUGUGUCUGAAAACUUGACUGCCAUGAUUUACCAGCUCUUUUGUUUGAUA